This is a messenger RNA of Tetrahymena thermophila SB210, 798 nucleotides long. RefSeq lists its product as hypothetical. The transcript has 4 exons. The record is from RefSeq and is a predicted model, not a curated record. NCBI's taxonomy places the organism in Eukaryota, Ciliophora, Oligohymenophorea, Hymenostomatida, Tetrahymenidae.
AUGAAGAAAAUAUAAGACUUAAUCAUUUUAGUGUUUAUCUGUUUUUUAAAGUAAGCAUAGCAAUUAAGCAUACCAGAUAUAUGUCCUUUAGUUAGCAAUUUUUUUUAAAGUUAAUCUGAUCAAUGUUAAUAGUGCCUACAAAAUUGUAGCGAAUGCUUUUCAAACAAUUACUGCGUUUUAUGCAUGCCAGGAUUUAUUUUAAAUAAUUAGGGAUAGUGUGUAAGUAAUUGUGGAGAUAAUUAACUGAAAAAUAUUUUAAAUAAGCAAUGUUAAAACGUUCCUGAUAUAAAUUGCUAGAAAUAUAAUUAGCAAAACUAAUGCUAAUAAUGUAAAGAUGGAUACAUUUUAAGUGAAAAUAAAAUAUGCAAAAAUACAUUUUGUUCAGGUUAUUAAGGCACCUACGAUAUUUCUACCUAAAAAUGUUCUUUAGACGGAUUUUUACUAUCAGAUUACAGUAGGGAAUAGUAAGAUUAAUAAACCAACACUCAAUUAACUUAAGAUUCUUUCAGUUUUUAGUACUCAUCAUUAAAAGAAAGCUUGAAUGAGCAAAUAAUAGAAAUAAUUGUUUUAGAUAUUUUAGAUUACAAAUUAGUAAUAGGAAGAACAAUACAAUAUAUCAUAUUUUAUGAAUACAAAUCAAUGUCUGCCUUAUAUUUACUUGAUAUGAAAAUUCCAAUUAUUUAAAUAUAAGCUAAUCAAUAAUAAAUGAAGCUCUAUGCUUUGAUUUCUCACUGUGAUACAACUAAUUCAGAUACAAAAUAUAAGCGGAAGUGUUUUAGUUAUUUUUCCUCUAAGUGA